CACCUAGGCAUGCAAACUGCUUCUACAAACAUUUGUGAAAUAAUCAGUUGCUCUCAGGAGAGAGCUCAGUGAAUUCAACGUGGUAUCGUGAUGGGUUGCCACCUGUGCAAUAAGUCCAUCCGUGAAAGUACCUUGCUACUAAAUAUUCCACGGUCAACUGUUGGUGGUAUUAUAACAAAGUGGAAGCAACUGGGAACAGCAGCAGCUCAGGCACGAAGUGGUAGGCCACGUAAAAUGACAGAGCGGGGUCAGUGCGUGCUGAAAUGCACAGUGCCGAGAAGUCACCAGCUGUCUGCAGAGUCAAUAGCUAAGAACCUCCAAACUUCAUGUGGCCUUCAGAUUAGCACAACCAACAGUGUGUAGAGAGCUUCAUGAAAUGGGUUUCCAUGGUUGAGCAGCUGCAUCCAAGCCUUACAUCACCAAGUGUAAUGCAAAGGAGGCUGUGGUGUAAAGCACGCCACCACUGGACUCUAGAGCAGUGGAGACAUGUUGUCUGGAGUGGAUCAUGCUUCUCUGCCUGGCAAUCUGAUGGGCGUGUCUGUGUUUGGCGGUUGCCAGGAGAAUGGUACUUACCUGACUGCAUUGUGCCAGAUUUUGGGGAAGGGGGGAUUAUGGUGUGGAGUUGUUUUUCAGGGGUUGGGCUUUGCCCCUUAGUUUCAAUGAAGGGAACUCUU
Molecule: messenger RNA, 674 nt
Organism: Staurois parvus
Lineage: Eukaryota; Metazoa; Chordata; Amphibia; Anura; Ranidae
Source: the annotation of a GenBank genome assembly